Molecule: messenger RNA, 894 nt
Organism: Impatiens glandulifera
Lineage: Eukaryota; Viridiplantae; Streptophyta; Magnoliopsida; Ericales; Balsaminaceae
Product: zinc finger protein WIP6-like
Exons: 2
Coding region: 1-894 (297 amino acids)
Biological process (GO): anatomical structure development; regulation of gene expression
Cellular component (GO): nucleus
Molecular function (GO): DNA-binding transcription factor activity
Source: RefSeq, a predicted model, not a curated record
AUGCAAAAUCACUCAUUCAUCACAUACAUAUCCACAAGUGAGAGCGCAUGUAAUUUAGAAGAGGAUCAUUACUUAGAUGAAGAUCAUUUUGAAGACUCAAGCACCAUUCUUUCUCUUCGCCCACCAGGCCAGCAUCACCCUUCUUCAACCUCUAGACUCAACCCUCUUCCUCCUCCUCCUCCUCCUCAAACUAAUCAUUAUUAUGAUGAUCAAAACCCUACUUUUGAUUUCAGCCAUGACCAUGAAAGUGUAACCGUUGCUCUCACUUUAAGCAGCCCUUUCUCUAGUACUACUAACAAUGUCGACAUAGUUGAUUCUGUUUCCGAAGCUCAAUUUUGGAUUCCUACGCCCGCUCAGAUCCUUGUUGGUCCUGCCCAGUUCUCUUGCUCGGUUUGUCAUAAGUCAUUCAAUCGCUACAAUAAUAUGCAGAUGCACAUGUGGGGGCAUGGAUCUCAAUUCAGAAAGGGUCCAGAAUCACUAAAAGGGUCAAAACCAGCAUCCUCAAUUAUGAGACUCCCAUGUUAUUGUUGUAUUGAGGGUUGCAAAAACAACAUAGACCAUCCUAGGUCAAGGCCCCUAAAGGAUUUCAGAACCCUACAGACCCACUUCAAGCGAAAACACGGCACUAAGCCAUUCGCAUGCCGCAAGUGCAGCAAGCCCUUCGCAGUCAAAGGCGAUUGGAGGACACAUGAGAAGAACUGUGGCAAGCUUUGGUUUUGCAUUUGUGGGUCUGAUUUCAAGCAUAAGAGAUCCUUGAAGGAUCAUAUUAGGGCUUUUGGAGAAGGUCAUGGUUCUCAUCGAGACAGCAUGAAUGAUGGUUUUGGAAGUGGAGACGAUGAAGAUAACAAUCAUAUUGGUGAUGACGACGGACAUGAUGGCGAUGAAGAUGAUUGA